Rodentolepis nana is the source of this 312-nucleotide messenger RNA. NCBI's taxonomy places the organism in Eukaryota, Metazoa, Platyhelminthes, Cestoda, Cyclophyllidea, Hymenolepididae. The record is from the annotation of a GenBank genome assembly.
AUGUUCAUUCCUAAGAAUAUUGUUGGUCCCAAGGAACCAGGCUUGUACUUCUUCCGUUCUUCCAGUCUGAUGAGCAGUGUUGCGAAGGGCGUCCCGCUUACUUUUCAGUUCCUCGAGGUGAUCAAACCAAAACACUCGAUAGUGUUAAUCCUUGCAUCGUCGAAUAGUUUUCUUUGCACAUCUGAUCAUAAAAUUCGUGAUAUCAUUGAAAAGUUUGUUGGGAAGUUGAUUGAAGUUGAGGGGACUUGUGUGAAGUUCAUUCUCUUAAAGAAUUGUGAAUCUAGGCCAGUCGGCCUUCUUGAAGUUCCAUGA